Molecule: messenger RNA, 477 nt
Organism: Ipomoea nil (Japanese morning glory)
Lineage: Eukaryota; Viridiplantae; Streptophyta; Magnoliopsida; Solanales; Convolvulaceae
Product: putative protein TPRXL
Exons: 1
Coding region: 1-477 (158 amino acids)
Source: RefSeq, a predicted model, not a curated record
AUGUCUUCCUCCUCUGACUCUUCUUCUUCCCGUCGCUCGGCGGGAACCCCCGCGUCGACGUCUUCGUCUUCUUCUUCUUCUUCAAGUCCUCGCCGAAUGGAGAUUCCGUCAGGUUUCCCAUCGGCGUCUCCUUCUCAGCCGACCCCCUUUUCUUCGGAGGCAGUUACUCCUCUGAGUUCGGCGCCUCUCACGACGGUGGCGGCUCUUCCUGAUGGCGCAGGACGGCCGCGAGGCAAGUCUGACUCCAUCGUCCGGCCGGAAGGGCGUCCGUCGCAAAUCUCUGCGGCGGACCUAGAAAUGGCCCGCUUCCUUUUUGGGCCUUCGGCCCUCGUCUUCGCUCCAAAAAACCGGCAUAUCUAUGACCCGCCGGAGGGCUGCGUGGGUAUUCACCUGCACUCGGUUGCCUUUGGCUUCCGAGUGCCUCUGUGUCCGUUCCUCUCCCUUUUCUACCGCCAUUACAACCUCGUUUCGGGUUAG